AGACUCCCCGCCUGCCGACUUUUGGCUGCGGAAAGGCUUCAACUGGCCCGACACUGACCUUGCCGUCGCAUAAGAACGCAAUUAUCUUGAAUGACCUUUAUUAAUCCAAAAUGCCUAUUAUCCUUGCGGUCGUUUUUCUCGGGCUUUCCCCCCUACGGGUUGCCGCUGACUGGUGGGACGACUUUGCCAACAAUCUCGGAACGGACCUGGCCCCAGUCAUUGCCCUGUUUGGCGAGGCGCCGACGAAGCAAUACUUGAGCGAGAGUCUCACGUACAUCGACUACUUCAUCUUCGCCAUGGCCCCGCUCGGAAUAUUGACGGCAGUCGUGUCGGCCAUCCGUGUUCGCGGCGGCUCGUCCCUCCGGGCCUUCAUCGGCCGGUCUCAGGAGGGCAUGGGCGCCAUCGAGGCUGAGCUCUGCUCGUCGACCAGUCGUGAUGUCUGUGAGCUCUACAACAACGGCGGUAUCUCUCGGAUUAUUGGGAGGCCACGGAUGCUAGAGCUGGUCUACGACCCAACAGCCAGCGACUACGAAUUCUACGACAACACAACUGCUGGCUUGUACUCGGUGCAAGAAUACUUUGUGAAAGAUGCCAAGAAUAACAAAAAACGCAAAUGGGCAGAGAUGGUGCCGGCCGGGAGGCUUGGAGGGUUUCUACAGGACAGGCCGGCCGAUCAAGGCAAUGGUUUCGACGUCUUCGUCUCAUCCAUUGUUGAAGGGAAUGCAUCGAAGCCUUUUGCUCCGAGUCCUAACCUUACACUCAACGUCUGGAUGAAGAAAGUUCCCGCUGCCGCCAAAUACGCAGCGGCGGCCACCGGACUCGCCGCUCAAGGUGGCGUCAUUGUGCUGGGGGCGGUUAUUACCUACUAUCUUGGUCUCUCAAGGGAAGAUUCCGAGAUCUCAAGGUAUGGAUUCCCCCUGAUGGCUUGUGGCACUCUCAUGUUAUGCGCCGGGGUUUUCCUGUGUGCAUCUCUCGUAGGUGAAAGCACUUCCAAGAGGAGGUUUCAGCAAGUUAGUGACGGGAUAGGGCCUGGGCCGCAGCGCCGACCCGAGUUUGCCUGGCUCCAGCCUGGGGGUCAGAGAGUUGGCGACCAAGAGUUCGACGCUUUUGCGUACACCGAUCACCUGAAGGAGUACAUGACUUCAUGGAAAGCCACGGGUAACGUAGUCGACGCCUUUGCACCGCCCGCCGAUAAAACGGAGCGAUCUUCAACCCAGCUGGUCGGAGGCCCAACGGUGUACGGUGCCGUUACCAUGUGUGUGCUCGGGUUCAUUUUCCAAUUCAUCGGCUUGCGAGACAUCCACCCAUCCGUGUCCAUAGCCCAAUUGGCCGCCACCUUGCUCAUGAGCUUCGUUCGAUCCCUUCUUCGGACUCGGAGGCUAGAUCCUUCCAGAAACCUUUUAGAAGGCGUGUCGGAUUUUGUCCGUGGCUAUGAGCUCGACUGGCUUGCUCUGCGUCUUGCCAGUCGCGAUACCGCCCCGGGUGGUGUUGCCACUGCGAACAAAUCAACCGAAACUGGGGUGGCAUAUCGGCCCCUGUGGGUUUUGACUGGGUCUGACGAGAGCCCUGGGGCUCUGAGCCAUCAUCACAGAGCCUGCCACGCCUCGGACAACCAUCAUUGCAUUCACCGCACGCGGGAUUCAUCAAUUUUCCUUCUCCGUCAUGAUUCGGAUCGAGACAGGGCGAAACGAAUAAUCCAAGCUUCCCUCGCCGGAGACGGAGAAGAGCGCGUGCCCGUUUUCGGCGCUAUAAGGGAUUUGCGGAUUCCGUCUGAAACAAAAUUGUCGCCGGAGAAGUUGUCUUUCGCAAAGAAAGCAUUCGCCCUGCGGAAGCAGCUUGUCAAAUUUACGGGCCAAGAGACAUGCCUGGCGGUCCCGGACCUUAGGGUACCGGCAGCAAUGCGGAGCUGGACGGCCGGUGAAGUAGCAGUCCGAGGGCUCGCGGUUCAACUUGCUUCCGCAAUCGGACGAGUUGCCGAUGCAUUGUUUUCGGGUGACACGAUAUUCAAGGGGAGAUGGAGGCAUUCAGACUCAUUCUACUGGUCCGUAUACGCUCUGGGUACCAUUCGACGACAAUACGAGCCAUUCCCGAUAUACUUCAGUAUUCACAGGAACUCUCAAGGGGGUCGAUGGACGACCGACCCAGCCGUUUUGGAAGUUGCCUUGGGGCUGUGGUGUUGGUCCCUUCGCGCCGACGCCAGAACCGACUUCAGAGACGAGUCCACCGGCCAGCGAAUAUCUGGAGCAGACGAAGUCACAAACUAUCGAAUAAUUUCGAUCAAAGCCGACAACUCUGGUAGCAGGUGGGGUCUGGGCAAACUUAACGGUGGUCAGCUGUGGCUCCGCAACCAACGAGGGCUCGCACCAACAGAUAUCUUUUACUCACCCGGUCAGGCCCCGAAGGAUUCAUUCCACGGAUCCCAGGAUCUGUUUAUUGAAUCCCGAAUGUAUCGACCACACCACUCUGUACAUUCCGGGUUGCCAUCCGAAUCAGGGAAUGGACCGAACGUGCUCCCCUCUACCAAACGCUUGUUUGGUUGGUACGCUGUGCCCCCGGGCCCUCUUCGCGCUGAGGAUCACAUUGUUUCAGAUUGUGAUUUUGAAGCCCAAAGAGUAGAUGCACCAAUACCGAUUAUGUGCGCUCAGGAUUUCUUCGGCCUUUUCUUGCGAUCUCUUUUCUCCAUCGUUGACCGACUCGGUGGCACGUUCCGAGUCAACCUCUCUAGCACGGCUUCACCAUUUCUGGAUAAUACAUUGGUGUCUGAAGUAGUGGCCAUACUUGAAGAUUGCCAUUUAGGGUCACAAACAGAUUUACUUUUGACGGUCUUGCCCGCCAUUGGCACUCGGGGGCUAUCCACGUACGAAGGCUUGCUACGCGCCACCCGCCGGGUCGCCAAGAAUCUACGACUCACUCGCCAGUGGGAACGAGGCGCCACGCUACUAGAUGAAGCGGCCAGAUGCAUCCUCGUCCGUCAUUUCGGAUCUACCUUGGUCCCUCCUUCACGUUCAUCAGAGGUCUUAAAUGUUACAGCACGCCUCAUUUUACAGCAUAUUCACCACGUCUUCCUUGGUCAGCAGGGGAAUCCCAAACCGAACUUGCCCGAACUGAACCUAUACGAGCGGCUCGAACACGCCAACCUUGGGCAUUGGUGGCGGGGGGAUGGACGGGACUUCGGGACACUAGAGGGCUUGCGGGAUGAAUACAUACAAGCCCUAGGCGUAAAUGAACCUUCCGAAAGCAGCGCCCUCUUCCCGACGCCUCGGGCAGCUGUAAUCCUCAGGAGUCUCGCCAUCGGCAUACCACCAUCACUCCACCAAAUAUUGCGAGGGCAAGGCCCAACGGACGACGAUCUGAUGGACGAAUUUUUCAGCCUCAUUGUGGAGCGGGCUUUGGAGCUGGGAACAAAUGUUAACGCACAGGAUGAGGCCGGAAAAACGGCGCUCGCCAUCGCUGCCGACAAUGGUAUGACCAAGGUCGUGGCUGCACUGUUGGAAGGCGGCUCCGAUACGGAACUCGGAGAUAAUGAAGAGAUGACACCGCUACACCAUGCUGCGAGGAGCGGCAACCUCGAGGUGGUCCAAUCACUGCUCUGGGCCAAGGGUGAUUACGAGUCGAGCGCUGACAAGCACGGCAUGACGCCGUUGCUUCAUGCUGCAAGAAACUCGCAUGGAUCCAUCACGGAAUUCAUCAUUGCUUACGCUGGCAGGGACUCCCUCAUGGACAUUGAGUUUGACCUUUUGGCCAAGGCAGAAUGGGGCGAAGAUGAGCAAGUCGCCGUUCUCAAACAUCUCGGAAAACCAUGGCCUACGGAAAGUUGUGAAGCAGGCAGGCAUCCAUUUGUGACGUUUUUGGAGAAGAAGAAGUUUCAGGUUGCCCUCGAAUUCAUCAACAGCAACAUUAUCGGGUUUAAAUAUACUGGGCCAAUACCACCCGACAUUGACAGAGACUUUCUAUCCCUCGCCGCGGGCUCGGGCAAAAGACAAGUCGUCGAACGGCUCCUGGAAAAACACGCCAUUCCAGUAACAGAGUUUGCAUCUUCAAUGAUAGUCGCCGCGAUGAGCGGACACGCGGACAUCCUUCAGCUCCUUAUCGAGGACGAUCGCGUUACAAAGAACACCGUCGCAAAGGGCAUCAAGAAAAUACGAAAGGAGGCAGAGCUCCUUCUUGCAAUGCAAAUCGUGACGACGAACGCCAGUGCCAAUGACAAGGGAAUGACUCCAUUACUGUUCGCCACGAAGUACGGACAGGAGGCGAUGGUAUAUUUCCUGACCCGGGGAGUGUAUGAUUACCUAGGACGGGGGGAGGCUGUGAAUAGGAAUAUACUGGCGUUGGCGGCUGGCUGUGUGGGAAGUGUCAUCGGGCAGCUCCAAAAAGCAAACGAGCCGCCCUCGAGUGAUGACGCGGCGGAUACCAUGGUGCAGGAGGCGAAGGCUCGGGCCGAGAAUAUCCUGCAGCGAUUACUUGGCCAUAUUUGGAAUCCAGAAGUCGAUCGGAUGUUGAACUGGCAGGACGAGGACCAACGGACGGUGUUGAUGAUUGCCGUGGAGAACGACCUCGAGUUGGGUGUGAAGUCGCUGCUAGCGAGAGGAGGUAAUCCAUCCUUAACAAACAAAGAGGGGAAGACGGCGAAGCAGAUUGCAGGGGAGCGCGGAAACCAGAAGAUAAUUGCCCUCUUCGAGAGUUAGAGUGACAGAAAGAGUUCUGAUGUCGCCACGGUCUGUGUCGCGACGGGGUGGCUGCGGUUUCCUUACCUUUUCCCUUCGAAUGUUGUCUCUCUCUUGCUAGGAUGCGCGUUGUGACCUAUCGAGGCGACGCCGGUUCAGGCGUUGUUGAGAACA
This is a messenger RNA of Chaetomium fimeti, 4838 nucleotides long. RefSeq lists its product as uncharacterized. Gene Ontology annotation, molecular function: protein binding. The record is from RefSeq and is a predicted model, not a curated record. Bases 111 to 4685 code for a protein of 1524 amino acids. NCBI's taxonomy places the organism in Eukaryota, Fungi, Ascomycota, Sordariomycetes, Sordariales, Chaetomiaceae. The transcript has a single exon.